Messenger RNA from Entelurus aequoreus (snake pipefish), 1089 nucleotides. RefSeq names its product zygote arrest 1-like (gene zar1l). Gene Ontology annotation, biological process: translation. Lineage: Eukaryota; Metazoa; Chordata; Actinopteri; Syngnathiformes; Syngnathidae. The transcript is spliced from 4 exons. The record is from RefSeq and is a predicted model, not a curated record. Gene Ontology annotation, cellular component: cytoplasm. Gene Ontology annotation, molecular function: mRNA base-pairing post-transcriptional repressor activity. The coding region runs from base 106 to 939 and encodes 277 amino acids.
AGGUCAUGUGAGGUCACGUGCGUGGCUGUUGCCAGUCAGGUAAUCACAACCAGGUGAGCUCUAAACCCAGCAGGCAGGAAGUGGCUCAGGUUCCUCGGCAGCAGGAUGAAGGGCUUCCUGUCCACCUUCCCCACCUGUGGCGUGUGCGGCAGCCUGCUCUGCCCCCCUCCCCCGCCGCCCGCCCCCCCGGCCAAGAUGGAGGAGCGCUUCGUGACCCCGCACGUGCUGACCUACCUGGAGCUGUGCAAGGCCCGGGUGGGGCCCGGCACCAGGGAGCGCGGCGUGCAGGUCAGCGCCAAAGUGGACCGGGUGGUGCAGUGCUCGCUGGGACCCAUGACCCUGCGGGGGGAGGGGGAGGGGCCGUGCACGCCGCCGCCGCCAGCGCGGGUGAGCGGCCUACGCUUCACCGGGCCCGUGUCCACCUACUCCCCGCUGUUGGAGCGCAGGUUCCCCGCUAAGAGCAGCAAGCAGGAGGCGGCGCAUGAGGACCAGGGUGAGGACCAGGGUGAGGACCAGGGUGAAGACCAGGGUGAGGACCAGGGUGAAGACCAGGGUGAAGACCAGGGUGAGGACACUGAAGAGGCCCACAAGGCGGCUGUCCAACCCUGCAGGGGCUCCAACUUCCAGUUCCUGCAGCAGAGGUAUGGCUUCUUCCACUGCAAGGCCUGCAACAUCCGCUGGGAGAGUGCUUAUGUGUGGUGCAUCUCAGGAACCAAUAAGGUGUACUACAAGCAGCUGUGCCGGAAGUGUCAGGUGGGCUUCCACCCCUACAGAGUGGAGUCCAUCAUCUGCAAGGGCUGUGGUCAGACGUGCUGCAGCUGUGAGAAGAAGCAGAGACACAUCAACAUGAAGAGACCUCAUCGCCAGGACCUGUGCUGCCGCUGCAGGGGCAUGAAGGUCUCCUGCGACAUGACCUACACCUUCAACUACCUCCUCUGACAUGACCUACACCUUCAACUACCUCCUCUGACAUGACCUACACCUUCAACCACCUCCUCUGACAUGACCUACACCUUCAACUACCUCCUCUGACAUGACCUACACCUUCAACUACCUCCUGCGACAUGACCUACACCUUCAACUACCUCC